AUGAAGCUGGAUGUUCCACAAAUUAUAAGUCUGUUUAUAUCUAUCUAUCUAUCUAUCUAUCUAUCUAUCUAUCUAUCUAUCUAUCUGUCUCCGCUGUUAAUAUCUAUAUUCAAUUUCUCUAUUUUUUCUUUCUUUAUGUCACUCCUUCUUUCUUUCUCUCUCUCUUUCUCUCUCUCUCUCUCUCUCUCUCUCUCUCUAUCUAUCUAUCUAUCUCAAAACAUUGACAUUGCAUCCUCUCUUUCUCUCUCUCUCUCAGUCACUCCCUCUCUUUGCUCCUCUGUCUUUUACUGUCCAUCUCCAUUUUUCUGUAUGUCUUACUCUCACCUCUCCCUUUCGAUGUGCUCUUAUCUUUCUUGUUGCCCUAUCUCCAUCUCUCCUUCUGUCCUUCUAUCUCUCCUUCUCUGCAUCCUUCUCCAUUGUUUCUCUCUGUUUUUCUGCCAUCUCUCACCCUCUCUUAUUGCCCUUCCAUGUCUCAUGCUAUCCAUCUUUCUCUCUCCCUUUCUCCGUCUCUACUUCUAUAUUGUUAUGUGUCCUACGUCUCUCUUUCAGUGCUUCCUUCUCCUGUCUACCAUUUUGUUUCUUCCUCUCUCUUUCUCUUUUCUUGUUUUAUGCGAUAAUCCAACGAAUCGAUUAAUACAAAAUAUUUCGAAUUUCUGGCCAAUAAUCUUCGACUUUUUCUUUCUUUCUUUUUUCUUUCUUUCUUUCAUUCUUUUUUUCUUUUCAAUUACAAUUCUUUCUUUCUUUUUUCUUUCUUUCUUUCAUUCUUUUUUUCUUUUCAAUUACAAUUCUUUCUUUCUUUUUUCUUUCUUUCUUUCAUUCUUUUUUUCUUUUCAAUUACAAUUCUUUCUUUCUUUUUUCUUUCUUUUUUCUUUCAUUUUUUUUUUUUUCAAUUACAAUUCUUUUCUUUCUUUUUUUUUCUUUCUUUCUUUCAUUUUUUUCUUUUCAAUUACAAUUCUUUCUUUCUUUUUCUUUCUUUCUUUCAUUCUUUUUUUCUUUUCAAUUACAAUUCUUUCUUUCUUUUUUCUUUCUUUCUUUCAUUCUUUUUUUCUUUUCAAUUACAAUUCUAUCUUUCUUUUUUCCAUUCUCUCUUUUUUUUUCUUUUACUCAAUUCUCCUUCUUUCUUUAUUUCUACCUUCUUCCUCUUUUUCCACCUCGAUUUUUUACAUUUCUUUCUUUAUUUCUUUCUUUCUCUUUUGA
Messenger RNA from Acanthosepion pharaonis, 1197 nucleotides. Lineage: Eukaryota; Metazoa; Mollusca; Cephalopoda; Sepiida; Sepiidae. The record is from the annotation of a GenBank genome assembly.